GCCGGGGGACGGCGGCGCCGCCCGCUUCGGGCUGGAGGAGCUGCGCCUGGCCAGCACCACCUUCGCCCUGGCCGGAGACUCGGCGCACAACCAGGCCAUGGUGCACUGGUCCGGCCACAACAGCAGCGUGAUUCUAAUUCUGACAAAGCUGUAUGACUACAACCUGGGAAGCAUCACAGAGAGCUCUCUUUGGAGGUCAACAGAUUAUGGGACAACAUAUGAGAAACUGAAUGAUAAAGUUGGUCUGAAGACUAUUUUGAGCUACUUGUAUGUUUGCCCAACAAACAAACGUAAGAUUAUGCUGCUGACUGAUCCAGAAGUUGAAAGCAGCUUAUUAAUCAGUUCUGAUGAAGGAGCCACCUAUCAAAAAUACCGCCUGAACUUCUACAUCCACAGUCUGCUCUUCCACCCCAAACAGGAAGAUUGGAUCCUAGCCUACAGCCAAGAUCAGAAGUUAUUCAGUUCCGUGGAGUUUGGCAGAAGAUGGCUGCUCCUACAUGAGGGAGUUACACCAAACAGGUUCUACUGGUCUAUGAUGGGGAAUGGAAGAGACCCUGACCUCGUGCACCUGGAGGCAAGGACAGUGGAUGGUUAUGCCCAGUACAUCACCUGCAAGAUGCAGAACUGCAGUGAAGCCACUCGCAGCAAACCCUUUCCAGGCUACAUUGACCAUAACUCCCUGAUCGUCCAGGGUGAUUAUGUCUUUGUUCAGCUGACAUCAGGAGGAAGACCACAUUAUUACGUUUCUUAUAGGAGGAGCCCAUUUGCACAGAUGAAGCUGCCAAAGUACUCCUUGCCCAAGGACAUGCAUGUUAUCAGCACAGAUGAGAAUCAGGUGUUUGCAGCUGUGCAGGAGUGGAACCAGAACGACACAUACAAUCUGUACAUCUCCGACACCCGAGGGAUCUACUUCACCCUGGCCUUGGAAAAUGUCAAGAGUAGCCAAGGGCUGGAGGGGAAUGUGAUGAUUGACCUCUAUGAGGUAGCAGGGAUAAAGGGAAUGUUCUUGGCUAACAAGAAGAUUGACAACCAAGUGAAAACUUUCAUCACCUACAAUAAAGGGAGAGACUGGAGUUUGUUGCAGGCUCCGCACACGGAUCUGAGAGGAAAUCCCAUUCACUGUCUCCUACCCUAUUGCUCCCUUCAUCUUCACUUGAAGGUCUCAGACAACCCCUACACCUCAGGAAACAUCGCCAGCCGAGACACUGCCCCCAGUAUUAUUGUAGCUUCAGGUAAUAUAGGCACUGAACUAUCAGACAAUGACAUCAGCAUGUUUGUUACUUCUGAUGCUGGCAACACUUGGAGACAGAUCUUUGAGGAAGAGCACAGUGUUCUGUACCUGGACCAAGGUGGUGUACUGGUUGCCAUGAAACACACAUCUCUGCCUAUCAGACACCUCUGGUUAAGUUUUGAUGAAGGGAGAUCUUGGAGCAAAUACAGUUUCACAUCCCUCCCACUGUUUGUAGAUGGAGUUUUAGGGGAGCCUGGAGAGGAAACCCUCAUCAUGACUGUGUUUGGACACUUCAGCCACCGCUCGGAGUGGCAGCUGGUGAAAGUCGACUACAAAUCCAUUUUUGAUCGGAGGUGUGCAGAAGAGGACUACAGGCCUUGGCAGCUGCACAGCCAGGGAGAAGCCUGCAUCAUGGGGGCAAAGAGGAUCUACAGGAAGCGCAAGUCCGAGAAGAAGUGCAUGCAGGGGAAGUACGCUGGGGCCAUGACCUGGGAGCCCUGCCUGUGCACGGAGGCUGACUUUGACUGUGAUUAUGGAUAUGAACGGCACAGCAAUGGCCAGUGUUUACCAGCCUUUUGGUAUAACCCAUCCUCCGUGUCAAAAGACUGCAGCCUUGGACAGAGCUAUCUCAACAGCACUGGGUACCGGAAGGUGGUGUCCAACAACUGCACGGGCGGGGUGCGGGAGCGGCUGACGGCCAAGGCACAGCAGUGCCCGGGCAGGGCGCCGCAGGGGCUGCGCGUGCUGACGGCCGACGGGCGGCUCACGGCCGGGCAGGGCCACAACGUCACCUUCCUGCUGCAGCUCGACGAGGGAGACCUCCAGAGGUCCCUCAUUCAGGUGGAUUUUGGAGAUGGUAUCGCUGUGUCAUAUGCCAAUCUGAGCUCAACAGAAGAUGGGAUCAAGCACAUCUACCAGAACGUGGGCAUAUUCCGGGUGACCGCGCUGGUGGAAAACAGCCUGGGCUCUGACAGCGCUGUCCUCUACCUGCAUGUGACCUGCCCCCUGGAACACGUUCACUUGUCUCUGCCCUUUGUCACCACGAAGAACAAGGAGAUCAACGCCACAGCAGUGCUGUGGCCCAGCCAAGUGGGAACACUCACUUAUGUCUGGUGGUUUGGGAACAACACAGAGCCACUGAUCACAUUGGAAGGGAGCAUCACAUUCACAUUUUCUGUGGAAGGGAUGAACACCAUCACUGUUCAGGUCUCAGCAGGAAACACCAUUCUUCAGGACACAAAGACUAUUGCAGUGUAUGAGAAAUUUCAGUCCCUGAGGUUAUCGUUCUCUCCAAACCUUGAUGACUACAACCCAGACAUCCCAGAGUGGAGAAGGGACAUCAGCAGAGUAGUCAAGAGAGCCCUGGUGGAGGCUACAGGUAUUUCCAGCAAGCACGUUCUGGUUGCAGUGCUCCCUGGCCUGCCCACGUCUGCUGAACUCUUCAUUUUACCAUAUCAGGAUGCCACAGGAGAAAAAAAAAGAGCAGCAGCAAACCUAGAGCAGAUCUCAGAAAUGCUGAUCCAGAAACUGAAUCAAAACCUGGUCCAUUUUGAGUUGAAGCCAGGAGUUCGAAUCCUUGUCCAUGCUGCCCAUUUAACAGCAGCUCCCCUGGUGGACCUCACUCCCAGUCACAGUGGCUCAGCCAUGCUGAUGCUCCUCUCUGUGGUUUUUGUGGGACUAGCUGUGUUUGUCAUCUACAAAUUCAAAAGAGCAACCUCAGGCCACAGUGCAGAACCCAAGGAAAGGAAAUGCAACCAAGGUAGUCUGGACAGAGGACUUCCAAAAAGCCUGUGGAUCACCAAGAGAUUUCAAGCCAAGACUCAGAGCGGAAGUAUUUCCACAGCUGCUGAGCCCCAGAGCACAAAAGAAAUCCCUACCUAUGUAAAUGGUUGAACUGAGGACACCAACAUCUGUAUCUAAAAAAAGGAGGAGAGCUCACUGCAUUUGGACUUUUUAAUUCUUCAGAUGACAAAGGGUUUUUAGCUUUAAGCCUGUGCAUGUGGACAUUAUACUGAGACCAUAGUGGAACUGCAUUGUACAGGUGUUCAAUUUUAGUGGGGGGUGGGGGGAGAGGAACUGGUACCACUAUUCACUCCUGCAGCCCUUCCCCUCACCCUUCCACUCUCUUUUUUCUGAUCUGUCUCUAAUUUGUAGAAAAUUCAUAAUGUUAUAGGCCAAGAAUAUGCAUGGGGAGGGUCUCCUCUUUAGGGGGAGGGGUGGGCUGGGAUGUGGGGGGAGAAGGGCUGGGUGGUGGGAGGUGGGUUUAGGGUUCUUGGCUUUAGGUUUAACUGCUCUUUUAGCACUUGGGGCUGCGGGAGGGGUAGCUGCUCCGGCAGGACACACACACAAAUCACACUGGAGUUUUAAGGCACUGAAAGUAUUCUUGGUCAGUCUGGUUUACCUGUCUGUUUGGACUCUGCCCUUCGUUCCUCUAGCUGCAGCUGCUGCCCGUGCCCUGUGAGGAGCUGAGUGUGAGUGUGGGUGAUGCCAGCUGCGAGGCCAGGCUCCUUCAAGAACAGCUUGGUCAGCCUGCUCACACCUAGGCAUCCCACUGGUAGUGCCAUGGAGGAUAACAUUGCCUCCUGACCCUAGAACAGAACAGAGGCAGUGUGCACUGCAGAUGAGGUUAUUGCCAGCAAGAACUUACUGUGCUUUGUGCCAGCUUACACCUUCAAUUUUGGCUGAGAGAAAGCAACACCCUCAGCUCCAUGGAGUGCUGAUGGCUGAGUUUGUCUGGGGCAGUCACAAGAGAUCUCUGCCUUUGCAGAGUCACCCAAAGGGUGUCAGUUUUUGGAAAUGCACCUUGUCCAUAGAAUAGGGAGCAGAGAAGGUCUCUGCACAGUUUUCCUAUGGCUUUCUUUGGCACCCCCAUUGGUUGCAGACCUGUAAGCUCCUGCCACUGUGGGCAGAGAAGGGAGAAUUUGGCCUGGGACUGUUGCCAUGCAUUUUGAGCCUCAGCACCACAGGACCACUCUUACACCAGAUUUGAUUUCUUACCAGUAACUUAAGCUUGUUUCUUACCCUGCAAGUGGAAGUGAGGCUGUAGGACAUGUUCACAUAGGCUGUGCAAGGGAACAGCAUGAAAGCAGGAUUAGCACACCUCAGACACGUCCUCCAAAGACACUGGAGAGCUGUGUGAAGCCCAGCCCCUGGUCAUUACAACUGUUGAUUUCCAACCCCACUCAGGUAAUUAAACCUAGCACCAGGGUUUUGGUUUGGAGUGCAAAGACAGAAGUACUGUAACCAGUGUACACUUGCCCAUGUCAGGUGGAGGCAGUAGAGGCCAGGUCACAAUCAGCGAGGCACACAUAGGAGGCACCCUGACUGCUGACACAGGUGGGGUUUGUUCAGUAGACAGUGCCAUGAGUCAAAACCAGGAGAAAGCAGCAUGGUCAGUGUGGCCCAGAGUCCCAGGGCAGGGAUUUGGUGGUGGUGGGUUUGAAUUUCUCUGUCACAAACUGGGCACAAACCUAAAUCAACCCACUUGCUGGCAAAACAAAAAUGAUACCAAGGUCAUUAGUCCCAUAGUAGUUAAAGGAUAAUCACAGUACAGAGUCCUCUGCCUCUCUCUGCAGUUUCUCUGAGGACUGGUAGAAACAGCAAUUUAUAGGCUUUGCUAUUGUGUUUGCAACUACAGCUUUAAGAAAGAUGGGAAAAUUUUGACUGCAACUGUAUAAUAGUCCCCACUGAAGUCCAACAUUAGCCAACUUAUUUUUAUAGUAAGCCAAUCAAAAAGUUUUCUUAUAGUGUUGGAACAAUUUCUAAUUUUAAAAUUACUUUUUUUGAUGUACUUUUUCAUCUUCUUUUUCCCUUUCGUU
This is a messenger RNA of Ficedula albicollis (Collared flycatcher), 5049 nucleotides long. Its product is annotated as VPS10 domain-containing receptor SorCS1-like. The coding region runs from base 98 to 3124 and encodes 1008 amino acids. The transcript has 27 exons. The record is from RefSeq and is a predicted model, not a curated record. Lineage: Eukaryota; Metazoa; Chordata; Aves; Passeriformes; Muscicapidae. Gene Ontology annotation, molecular function: protein binding. Gene Ontology annotation, biological process: post-Golgi vesicle-mediated transport. Gene Ontology annotation, cellular component: membrane; Golgi apparatus.